Messenger RNA from Nicotiana attenuata, 357 nucleotides. RefSeq lists its product as uncharacterized. Lineage: Eukaryota; Viridiplantae; Streptophyta; Magnoliopsida; Solanales; Solanaceae. The transcript is spliced from 4 exons. Bases 1 to 357 code for a protein of 118 amino acids. The record is from RefSeq and is a predicted model, not a curated record.
AUGGCGAUUGAGACUUCAGAUGGUACUACUGAUAUUCCUGCACUACCUCCAGCUAGAGGCGGUAGCUCGUUAAUCUCAAUUAAACUCACUGGAAUUGAGAAUUAUGCCUUAUGGAACAGUUCUAUGCGAGAGAAUUGCAAUGCUAUAGUGCUUUCAUGGAUAAUGAAUUAUAUUAGCAAUGAAUUACUUAGUGGUAUGGUGUAUGCUACAAUUGCUCAGAAGACAAAUAGCCAAGGUAUCUCAUCAGUUUCAGUCUAUUUGCGGGCAGAAUUUGAUCCCUUGAUGCCUUGUCCUGGUUGUGGUUGUGAAGAGUCCAAAAAGUAUGUUGAGCAGUUUGAGUCUCAAAGACUUCUGUAG